Molecule: messenger RNA, 732 nt
Organism: Eimeria tenella
Lineage: Eukaryota; Apicomplexa; Conoidasida; Eucoccidiorida; Eimeriidae
Exons: 9
Coding region: 1-732 (243 amino acids)
Biological process (GO): regulation of DNA-templated transcription
Source: RefSeq, a predicted model, not a curated record
AUGAACGCCGGCGCUGCAGAUCUCGCGUGGCUUCCUGGCGACGCCGACGAACAGUUGGCCCUUGGACUCCGCAUCGUCUCGAACUCCUACAAAAAUCGCGUGCAAACGGCCGACACGGAAAUUCGGCAGCUGAAGGCGCAGCUGGCGGAGAGGGGAGAGCAGGUUUCGAGUUUGCAAAAGAAAUGCAGCGCCCUGGAAGUUCAACUUAUUGAACAGACCCAAAGAGGCAACCAGCUGGUGGAGGAGAACAAACAGCUGAUCGCCACCACUCGAAAACUGCAAAAAGAUAUUCAGCGUCUGGAAAACCUGAAGAAAGCUGUUUUGACUUCCAUUCAAGAAGACCGGCCCGAGGCCGACGACUCAAGCCCAUUCGGAAGUGCCGAAGCCGCGUUUCCAGCGACAGCCAGGCGGACAGUAGCGGAAAUCAGCUCCAUGGAAGACGCCGCCUUGAAGGGCGUCCGGCUGGACUUCCGCAGAGCUGGAACGGCGCACGGAACUGUUCUCACGACGCAUGAAGACCCUUCCGCCAACGCCGACGGGCGCGCGUUCUUCCGAGCCGCCCGCAGCCGCUUGUCCUUCGAAACCUUUAAUGCCUUUUUGGCGAACAUCAAAAGACUAAAUAAUCAGCAGCAAGAUCGAGAAGAAACACUGAGGACUGCUGAGAGGCUAUUUGGCGAAGCAAAUGCAGAUCUUUUCGAGGACUUCAAGACUUUGCUGACUCGCCACGCUUGA